CGUCACGUGGCCGCGCCCGUCCCCCUUUCCCACCGCCCCACGUGCGCGGAGGGGAGCCGCCCCGGGGCGUAGCUAGCGACGGAGGCGGGCGCGCGGCAUGGCGGAGACCGGCGCCUGGCUGCUGGUGCUCAGCUCCGUCUUCCUCUGCAACGCGCUCAAGAUCCUCUUACCCUCCUGCUCCUCCGUCAUAUCCAGAUUGUUACAAAAGGAUGCAGAGCAGGAAUCCCAAAUGAGAGCUGAAAUUCAGAACAUGAAGCAAGAACUCUCAACCAUUAGUAUGAUGGAUGAGUUCGCUAGAUACGCCCGUCUGGAAAGAAAGAUUAACAAAAUGACCGACAAGCUUAAAACUCAUGUGAAAGCACGAACUGCCCAAUUAGCCAAAAUAAAGUGGGUUAUAAAUAUCGUGUUCUACAUCUUACAAGCCACCUUGAUGAUCUCUCUCAUUUGGAGGUACUAUUCCGAGCCAGUUACAGUGCUUCCAAGCAAAUGGCUUGCUCCGCUGGAGCGCUUGGUGGCCUUUCCUACGGGGGUGGCAGGUGGUGUUGGAAUUACAUGUUGGCUCGUGGUUUGUAAUAAAGUUGUAGCUAUCAUGCUACACCCUUUCAGCUGAAGGAAUCCCAGUAAUCCAUGGAGUCCUCAACGACAUUUUCAUUAUCACUGUUUUAAAUGAAUAAUAAAAAAAAAGAAAGGAACAGUUGUCUUUCAUGAGACUAGGCCUAAGAUAAUCUUUGGUACUUCAUUUGGAUAUCAGCCAGUAUUUGUUUCGAUGUAUUGUAUCUUUCCUUAGUUUGUUUUUCAGUUUAGUAGUCAGUUUUCAAAGAAUAGCGUUGCUCUUUAUAGAACCUCAUUUUGUGUAUAUUUUGACGCUGAUUCAUGGCAGAACCAUAAGACUUUGUCAUGGCCUGUGUUCAGCAAAAUCUGAAAGUGUGGGAUUUGUAUUUUUAAGUUGGAAAUGCAUUGGCAUUAGGAAUUAAUUUGGGAGCUUUGCUGUUUCUUUGCUGAAUAAUAUGGCAGUUUCAACCAAAGGUGGAAUUAUAUGUGGUGACAAGUGGUACUAGAGGAUAGAGGAUAGAGGUAGGUGGUUUGGUUGGCUAAAGAUAAAACAGAAGUAGUUCCCUCCUUGUUAUUUUUUAUACUAGAAUUGCUGUGUUCUUGGGCUGUCUUGAAAACGUGUUUUGAUGUAUACACAGAAUCAACCCUUAAGAGACUCACUCAGUUGCCAAAUACAGGAUGGCUGGCUCCUUUUUCCUCCCUGACUUUUAAAAGUCAUUGAACACUUGAAUUUUUUCGCACUUUUAUUGAUAGCUGACCUUUCCUUCCUUUCCAUUAUUUCUGCUUCCCAAACUGAGAGAGGAUCACUGAAACGUAUUUCCUUCCAUGUUUUAGGAGGAAAGGUUUGCCAAACUUCUUGACCUCCAUGUUAAGCAGGAGAAAGUAGAAGACAGUGCGGCUCCUUCAGAGGACUACAUUUCAAAGGGCUGUAGCAUAUAUUAAUGACAGUCCAGGAUAGCCCAAAACAGCUAAGUAAAUGUAAAACGGCAAACUAGUGAUUUAAAUGUCUAAAGUAGUAACAGAAUGGUAGCAAGCAGGAGGAGGAGGGAAGAGGAUUUUCUAUUGGGAGUAAAUCCUUCUUACUGUAUUUAAGUACAGGAAACAGCCACAAUAUUUUGAAUUUAAAGGUGGACAGAAUUCUUCCUAGUACUGUGCCUGUAGAACAGCGACAAAGUUGCGUUACCUUCCAUGCUACAGUGGUAUCUGCAACCCUGUCGUUGCUGCCCCAUGAGACAAAGGGGUGGUUUAUAAAGUGCUUGUUCCACACCUUUUUUUUUUUAUUUUUGAUGUGAGCCUGAACAAACCUUUCCUUCCUUCCAAAGGGACCUUUCCCUCUUCACCUGGGCUUUGGCAAUUCUGGUUCAGCUUCCCACUCUGUGGUAGAAUGCAUCUGUCCUGUUAUUUCAGGUCCUUUGUCUUCCUGCAGGAAAGGGCUAGGGCCCCUCCAUAAUUCUCCACUCAAAAUGUCAUGAUACAUCGCGCGUGUGUGUAUGUAUAUAUGCAUGAAAUGUUGUUUGUGUUUUUUAAAUGUUAAAAUUUAUUUUUUAAUAAAAUUUAAAUGUUACUUUAAAAAAAAAAACCUUGUUUUUAUAUUAGGGACUACAUUUAGCCAACACAAAAACAGAGGCAUUAAGUAUCAUCAAGAAAAAAAUGUUGUGAUUGAAUGUUAUGUAUAAUUGUGGUUUUAUUAACGAAAUAAAGCUUUUCAACUCA
Messenger RNA from Phalacrocorax carbo (great cormorant), 2265 nucleotides. Lineage: Eukaryota; Metazoa; Chordata; Aves; Suliformes; Phalacrocoracidae. The record is from RefSeq and is a predicted model, not a curated record.